AUACCACGGUGUAGCAUUCAAAGGUAAGCACACGUCGUGCUUUCAAAGAUCAAUUAUUAAAUCAGUGAACUGUUUGAACUUAUUUAUUGAAUAUAUGUCCAUUCUUAUGCUUAGUAUUAUCAAUUGCAACUUUUUGUUUCUCAAUGCCAGUUCAAAGAGUUGAAUUUAUCUCUUCGGUUUCACCUUUAUUUACCUAUUGAGUACAGUACUAUGACACAACCUGGGCUAGGUGACAACGUUCGUUCCCUAAGGCAAGAGGCCAUUCCAGUGCCGCUUCCGACCUCAUACAACAAUUAUUAAUACCGCACAUUGAUGUUUUAUGGUCAUAUAGAAAUAUUUAAAUAUCUUAUCAUUGAUAACGUUGUCAUACUUGCAGUUCGUACUCAAACAUUUUCAUGCAAUAAUUGAUCCAUUUACUUGAAUCAAAGAGUCGCUUUUAAUGUUUCUACGUUAAUUAAUCUAUAGAAGAAAAAAAAAACGCGAAUUCUAACUUUCUAAAGGCGUGUAGAUAAUGAGGAGGUCCGGAUCCAUUAUUGUUUUCACAUGGGAGGCAACGAUGCGAUACCAAGUCACGCCACAUGACUUUGUAUUCCACAAUGUCGCCAGUUAAGUUUAGUGCGCUCAUGAGACUGGACCCUGACUUUUUCCCCCACACACAAUCCCGUCAUGAUAGUGCGUAGGGGUGGCCUGGUACUUUUAUUGAUUUUUACCGGGGUGACACUGUCAACUAAACCUGUCUCCACGAUGUAAAACGGGCAAAAAAAAAAAGGGACUGUUGUCAGUUGUGAAAUUGUUGAAUAAUCUAUAAACGAUAUUGUGAAAAUAGUGUUAAAAAAGUGUAUGAACUAUUUAACAGUAGUGUUAAAUCUAAGUGAUAGUGUUUUGACUUUGAAACUGAUGCGUGGCGCCGCCGUCUCUCUGUAAAAAUGGCACCGAUUUCAGGCUUCUCGCCCUCAAAUUUUUGCAGGCGACCCAAGAAGAAAAUUAGUUGACAAUUAUUGUGAAGCCAGUAAACACCAGGACGUCGACAAAUAAGGUGGGAAUUUUUCGGUUUAUGCCAUUUAAUUAUUUCAUGUAAAUAUCACAACUUAAACUGUAUGAUAGGAAAAAAAGGUGCCGGUUUGGCAGGCAUUUAAUUUCGCUUAGUGUAACUAUCUGACUUACUGUUAUAACUUUCAUUAGAAAACUAUUCCUUUAGUAUGUUUCUAUGCUUAAUCACUUAUGUUGUACCGAUAAUGUAACCUAACGUAAAUAUUUUAAUAUUUGAGGUUGUGAUUGAACUUGGGAUAGCACAGCAUAGUGGUGAUGGGGGAGACAGAAUGUGAACAUGGCUGAAGUCAAAUCAGCCUCCAUGUUGUUUCUCAGUUUUCGCGUUUGUUUUAGUCUUUGUCUAGUGUUGUUCGGUUUAAAUUGUUCUAAAAUUAUUAUUUUACAGCUAGAUCUUAAUUAAUGCAUUCAUUUUUAGUUGAAUAACGUAUUUUGAAUUUUUAGUGAAGUUGUUUUGACUUGCGUAGUGUUUACUUGCUGCCUUUCUUGAGAAGUUGAUUUUAUUUAGAAAUGAGGUAUAGGCUACCCAACAGGGUUCUGUUGAUUUUUAAACAGGAUGGACCAUACAUCAUGGUUAAUGACUGGGAAAUUAAUUAGUGACUACUGUUAUGAUUUGUUUGUGCGUGUUUUGUGUUGUGGAGUGUUGUGCCGCCAGGACAUGAAGUGUUGUAUGAGUAAUGUGGUUAGAAAGGCAGUCUUUCAAAACAUUCUAUUUUCACGUGUUUUGACAAUCACAGAAUGAGACAGGGACGCGGAGGCCAACGAAGCAAAAAAUGCUGUAACCGUCGAGUCGCACCUCCUAUUUCCCUACCCGCCACACUGGAGGACCCAGGGGUGUCGUGGAAGGGCCCACCGCCUGGCGACCCUAAUGCCCCUUUUAAUUCGGCCCCUUCUUUUGGAUCUGGGCCUCCACCUCCAGGCGGUUAUCAGGGUCAAUUCCAGGGUCCUCCAGCAGGCUCUCCUGCUGGCUCAGGACCAUAUGCCCCAGGUUCUUCUACGCCUCAGUACACGGCCUCCCCUGCACCUUCUGGCUCCUCGACUCCAGGCCCGGGCCCACCUCAGUUUCCCCCUCCUCCGGCUAACUCAAGCUAUAAUGGUCCUGGACCAUUUGGUUCUCCAUCUAGCUCAGGACCAAAUUUCGUAGGCCGGCCAGGUUCAUCUGGACCUUUCGGACCACCUGGCGGCAAUCCUCAUUUUGGUGGGCCUGGAGCGCAAUUUGGGGGACAUCAGUUUGGAAUGCCACCGGGUUCACCUUUUGGACAUGGACCUCUCCCAGGACCUAUUCCCGGCCAUGCUAUGAUGCCUGGUCAAAUGCCUCCUGGACCAGUCGACAGGAUAGAUCAGGGUUGGAGGGACAAGUCUGGCUCGGAGUUCUCUCGGCAGAUUGUAAAUAGUGAAUAUAGAUGUGUUCCUGUCCCGAGGCGGCAUACCCCCUACUUCGGCCAACCCGACUACAGGAUAUACGAGCUCAACAAGAGGCUACAGCAAAGGACUGACGAAAGUGACAACCUUUGGUGGGAUGCGUUUGCAACAGAGUUCUUUGAAGACGAUGCCACGCUGACGCUCACCUUCUGCUUAGAGGAUGGACCAAAGAGAUACACAAUCGGGAGGACGUUAAUCCCAAGGUACUUUAGAAGUAUAUUCGAAGGAGGAGUUACAGAGCUUUAUUAUAAUCUUAAACAUCCUAAGGAAUCAUUCCAUAAUACUAGUAUUACACUCGAUUGUGAUCAGUGUACUAUGGUCACGCACCAUGGAAAGCCCAUGUUCACUAAGUGGAGUGGGGACCGGGGUAGCGUUGAGCCUGAGUCGUACUGUCAGGUUUGCACGGAAGGCAGACUGAUCUUAGAAUUCACGUUCGAUGACUUGAUGAGGAUAAAGUCGUGGCACUUAGCUGUGAGGAGCCAUCGAGAGCUAGUCCCCCGCUCCGUCCUCUCCUUGCACUCGCAAGGCCAGGACCCUGCGGUGAUUGACCAGCUGUCCAAGAACAUCACCAGGCAAGGAAUUACCAACUCCACCCUCAACUACCUCAGGCUGUGUGUGAUAUUAGAACCAAUGCAAGAACUGAUGUCUAGGCAUAAAGCCUAUGCCCUCUCGCCGAGGGAUUGUCUCAAGACAACCCUUUUCCAGAAAUGGCAGCGAAUGGUUGCACCACCUGAAUCGCAAAGGCCAGCGAACAAGAGGCGGAAACGGAAAGGUUCCCAAAGCGGAGGCGCUGCUAACAAUGCCCCUCCAGCCCCUAACAAGAAGAGGUCUCCAGGUCCCAACUUCUCAUUAGCAUCUCAGGAUGUUAUGGUAGUCGGUGAGCCUUCGCUGAUGGGUGGCGAGUUUGGAGAUGAGGACGAGAGGCUAAUCACGAGGCUGGAGAACACCCAGUACGAUGGAGCCAACUCCCUCGACCAUGACCCUCACCCUUUCGGAGACUCACCCCUAGCGCAGGCCAAUUCUUGGGGGGGCCCUGGUGCGCCAGAGCCUCGCUCGGCCCCUGCAAACACUCCCUCAUCCCAGGAUUCAGGGGACAAGAAGUCACCGGCUGCCUUCUUUGAUCAGUCAAACACAAGUGCGAAUGCUUUGAACAAUGGUGUGUGCAAAAACGUGUGACAAAGUGGGCAUUGGCCCGAAGAGAGGGUGACUAAAUAGUGCCUUUGCACUGCAUCCUCGAUUCUUUGUAUAAAAUUCCUGCCCAUUUAAUCACAGAUUUUUUUUUAAUAAAACACAUAUAUGAGAUAUUAUAUAUAUAACUAUAUAUAAUAUAUAUGUACAAAAUAUUAAAAAAAAAAUCAACAAAAAAGAAAAUGAAAAAAAUUGUGAGAACUAUACGAGAAUGAUGGUGUCAAAGUGUGAAACACUAAUCCAGUUCCCUUUCUUGUUGCCGAUCAUUUUGUUUUAUUGUACAAAUGAAAAUAAGUGUCCUACGAUUAUAUGUGCAAUGGACUCGAUUAGGUCAAAUCGGAUCGUACCUUAAUUAUUACUUAUUUCUCUUCAUUUUUUAUUUACUUUUAUUUUUUAAUUAAUCUGUUAAAGAGAUUGUGAGAAGACAGAUCAGUAUUCGAUAAUGUGAGCCAUGAGGAGCACAUAAGGCUAAAUUUUAGUAUAGUGGACGUUAUUAAUACUGUAUGUGGAAGUUUCCUUACUGUAUAUUUAUUCUUAUAGUGUUACAGGUAGACUUAGCUGAAUUAUAAAAAAGCGUUUUUAAUUGAACCGAAUGGAACAUCACUUAAUAAUGUAAUGGAUAACUCACCGAUCCAUCUUCGGAUCUGUGUAUUGUGAUAGUCUUAAUGAAGAAAGCGGACUGUGUAAAAUAUAAGAUUUUUAAAAAAUGAGAGGAAACUGUUUUAAUGGAACGUUUUUUAGCUCAUUUUUCAAAUUUAUUUUAUUUGGGGGAUAGCAACGAUUUUAUAUAUUUUCAAAUUGGGAUAAAAAUUAGCACAAAAUAUUGAAGGGCCUAUUCUGCAGCCUAAUUGAAAUUGCUGCUGGCAGAUCUAGAGAUUAACAUAUUUUAAAAGGGGGGAGGGGGGAGCAAGUUGACGCAAAUUAAAAAAAAAAUACAAAAACAAACAACGGACACAAGUAAUUUAAGAUUAAAAGUUUUUAUUAAUGUUUUAUAAACUGUAUAAUUAAUUUAUUUUGUUGUAUCUUGCACAAGUACCUGGGUUUUCAAUGAGGAUUUAAUAGACAACCAAAUUACCUAUGCUAAAAAUUGGUUUCCUUUUUUUAUUAAAAAAAAAAAGUACUAAUUUUAUGUUUGACCUGUAACAUUAAUUUCUGUAUAUUUUAAUUGUGAUUACAGUUUUACACAUUUUGGUGACAAUUUUAUUGAGGCAUUUAUUCCUAGGGCGUAGGCAAUUUAAAUACAUGGAUUGUCCAAACUAUGCAAGCUAUAAUGUUGAACUCUAGUUUAUUGUAAUAAAUUGUUUUUAAUACUCAUAUUUAAUGUUUAUUUAUUAUCAUAAUUAAGUUUUUUAUGUGAUGUAACAACACAUCACAUUAGUUGUAUUUAUAUAUAUUUAUGUGCUUUUUAAGGAGCUUGUAUGAUUAUAGUUUGAAUGAUCUGUGUAUUGAUAUUUUGUAACAUUACUUGUCACCAAACAAGUGUAAAACCUUUUUUUUUUAAUUAGUUGUAUAUUUUAGUAAAACUGUUACUUAAAAACAUGGCACUUUGUAAUGAAUGUUUAUUUCUGAAGUAACCCAAUUUUUACAUGAGGGUUAAUUUGGAAAAUGUACAACUUUUAAUAUUUGUCACAUGACAUGCAUGGAUGGCAAAGUUAUUUUUGUAAUUUUUUAAUAACUAAUGAGGCCUGAAAUGUAUCUGUGUUAUUUUUCUUAGAAUAUCAAUAUUCUAAAGUUUUGUGAAUAGUAAUUAUUGUUAAUGUAAAUUUGUAAAUUGCAGGCUCAUUUAAAUAUAUAACUUUUAUAUCUGUUUGACCUGGUUAACAUUUGGAGAAGAGCACUCGUAUGGCCCAGCAGAUUAAUCUGCUCGCCUCGAUACUGUCCUCAAUAUCUUAACCUGUAUAUAUUUAUAUUUGUUUUAAUACAAUAAUCUAUUAUGUAAGUUAGUUACGUAUUAUUCUAAAGAAUUUUUAUAAUUGAUAAAAAUCAUUCAUAACUUUCCCAUCCAUGUUUUUAUUCAACUAAUUUCUCUUGUUAAUAUUGUCAGACCUAAAUUAUAAUUUUAUGUUCAUUUCUUCUUACAUAUAUGCCAAAAUAUGUAAAUUUAUUCCAUUCCCUAUUGUUAGAUAUUAUAGUUCUUUAAAAUAUAUCCGAAUAAAGGAAUUUUUAAAAAGUGUCACACAAAUAAAUUCUUUUAUAGGAGUGAACAUUUAUUUCAAAUGUUUUUAAACUUUAAAAAAAUAUAUAUAUAAAGUUAUAUCCAGUACCAUCCUCUGUGCUAUGGUUUAUUUUAUUUUAUUUUUUAUUUAAAAGUCAAGAUGGCACUUAUACUUUGUAAUUAGGCUCAUUGUGGAUUUUUAUUAUUAAAUAUUUCAUUGUACAUAAGCCUCCUUUUAAAGAAACAAUUUUUUAUAUAAAAUAAAUAAAUAAAAAAUCAGCUUCCCUGGAGGUAUAAAUGCCAUUCUUAGUCGUUAAAUUUUAUCACCUAGAAAAAUUUUGACAUUAUUUUGUCCAUACCUAUUGUAUAUAUUUAAUAAUUUCUUCUUUAUUAAAAAAAAAAAAAAAAAAAGGAUGAAUGAAAUACAUGAAAAGAACAAAUGUUAACGAAACCAUUUCUUGGUGCUUGAAGCCCAAACUUCAUUUCCAUGUAAAUAGUUAAAUUAUAUAUAUAAAUAUAUACAUAUAUAAAUAAGUAAUAUUAAAAAAAAUAAGAAGAAAAAAUGAAGGCUAUUCCAGGGAUUUGAAUUAAUUACUUGUAUAUCAGUGUAUAUAUUGAUGGAACAAGGAUUUUCAGAUCAUUUAUUGUUAUUGCAAAAUAGGUGUAUGAGUUUGUAAUUUAAGUCAAAAAACGUUUCUUAAAAUAUAAAUUGUUUUAAAAAAUGAAAAAAAAAAGAAAGAAAUAGUUUCAUAUGACACAGCGCUCCUUAUGGGGACCAAGUUUUGAUUUUGUCUGUAUUUAUUCUUAAUUUUACUUUACCGUUAUCAAAGUAUUUAUUAUUUCUUCUUGGAUUUUCUUUUUCUGUCUUAUAUACAUAUAUAUUUCGAGAAAAAAAAUUGAGCCAAUUUUAUAGAAAUUU
Molecule: messenger RNA, 6731 nt
Organism: Nezara viridula (southern green stink bug)
Lineage: Eukaryota; Metazoa; Arthropoda; Insecta; Hemiptera; Pentatomidae
Source: the annotation of a GenBank genome assembly